Epinephelus fuscoguttatus (brown-marbled grouper) is the source of this 2353-nucleotide messenger RNA. It is a transcript of the gene lrrc28, whose product is annotated as leucine rich repeat containing 28. Gene Ontology annotation, molecular function: protein binding. Bases 211 to 1317 code for a protein of 368 amino acids. The record is from RefSeq and is a predicted model, not a curated record. The transcript has 10 exons. Lineage: Eukaryota; Metazoa; Chordata; Actinopteri; Perciformes; Serranidae.
CUUACGUUGUUUACGACUGCUGGUGUUCAACAGACCAUUACAGCCCAUUAUUAGCUGUUGUGCUUUUGCAAACAUAUAUUGAGCAUUAGUGUGCAUUUGCUGGAAAAAAGUAGAAUAGAAAGUUUCUGCACAAUUAAGGAAGCAGUUAUGUCAUAGUGAAAAGAGUCACUGUCAAGUCUCCUCCACUGGGGAGGAGAGGAUUUCUCAGAGAUGGCAACUGAACUCCAUGAGACUAUUUGCAUGGCCAAGCAGGAGCGCCACAAAAAUCUCUUUCUUAACUACAGAAACCUGAAUAUUUUCCCUGUAGAACUGCUGAAGGAUGAAGGCCUGCAGUUUCUGGAGAGACUGUACAUGAAGAGGAACUCACUCACAACACUGCCUGACAAUCUUGCUCAGAAGCUCCCAAAUCUCAUUGAACUGUAUUUGCACUCAAACAACAUAGUCAUUAUUCCUGAAGCUAUUGGAAACCUGGCCAGACUGCAGUCAUUGGACCUGAGCAAUAACGCCCUCCAGUUCCUUUGUCCAGAGAUUGGACGACUGAGGUCUCUACGGCACCUGAGACUGUCCAAUAACCAGCUGAAAUGCCUUCCUCCAGAGAUCGGUGAUCUGCAGGACCUGGAGACUCUGGACGUGUCAAUGAACCAGCUGAUGUCGCUACCUGACCGGCUGCGCCGCUGUGUCUCUUUGCAGAAUCUGACGGCCGAUCACAACUCGUUGAGCCACGUUCCCCGGCAGCUCUGCUGGCUCCACCGCCUCAACCAACUCUCCAUGGCUGCUAACAGGCUGACCUUUCUACCGCUCGAUCUGGGCAGAUCACGAGAGCUGCAGUUUGUGUUUGUGGACAACAAUGGGGAUCUGAAAGGCCUCCCCUCGUACCUGUACAACAAGGUCAUCGGCUGCAGCGGGUGCGGUGUGUCAGCCCAGGUGUUGGAGGGUGACAUUGGUGAGGCACUGGGUGAAGCACUGAGUGAGGCCCUGGUCGGGCUUCCAGCUGAAGUGAAGGUGGUGGGCUCAGAGACGGAUAACGUGAUCCCUCUGGAGGAGAUCGCCUUGAGGACCCUGCACCGCAUGUACCACCACCACCCAUCCGACCUCAACUUGCUGCCUCCCAUCAGCCUCCCAAAGAGCCUGCUGGACCUGCUGCAGUUCCCCCUGGGACACUGCCACCGAUGUAGCCAAGCCAUGUUCACCAUCAUCUACCCCAAACUCUUCCCCCUCCGCGACACUGCACUGGCUGGAGUGCAUCGCAGGACGACUGUGAGUUUUGUGGCCUAUUGCUGCUCCAGCCGCUGCCUCCGGACCUUUGACCUCCAGUGAUGACGUCGCUUUCAUUCGCUCAGGAGCUACUGAGUGGUUUCCAGAAGGUGGCAGAUAACGGCUUGUAAUUUGUGUGGACCCUGAGCAUCUCAGAGCUCUGUGCUUGACUGACAAUACUGAGAAGCACAGAGAAGGAGCCUGUGUGGAUGUAUGAAGGUCAGAUGACGGACACACGGCUCGUUCAGCAACGUUUCAACACACUUAAGUCAAAACCUCAAACCUACAUGAUGUCCCUGAAUCCAACCAACUGGGUGGAUUGUAUUCCUCUGUGUAUGGUGGGUUUAAAUAAUAACUACAGUGUGUGAACAGCGAACUAACAGUAUUAGACCUGAAGUACUCACUAAUGGGCACUUUUAAAACAAGCACUGUUUGAUUUUUGUGAAAUCAGCAAUUUCUCACACAGAGGUGUAUUGCAGCAGACAUCCCAUUGACUGUGUAGUCAUAUUUGAGGUAUUAACAUUUUCUAGUACAGUUUGUUAAACUGAUUACUGAAGAAAAAUUGAAGGAUUAAAAGAAUGUAUAUCUAUUUUGUGUAUACAUUUUCAGCAGCAGGCACAGGCACCUGUUAGAUAAUUAUUAUGAAGCUAUUUAUACCAUCUCCAUACCAGUCAGUAAAACAAGCCAAGGAUUCGUCUCACGUAUUUGUCAAAAAGGUAACAGAGUUUUGUCAGAGUUUGUACUAUCAUAUUGGACACAGGUAUCCAUUUUGGAAAUUUGACUGAUUUUGGAGCAGAAUUUAAUACGUAACAUGUUUAAAACUAAUAUUUUUAUCUUUAAAUGAGUGUUAAUGCACUAUGAGUGAAAUUAGCAAACAGCCAAAAAUGAGUAAACCUUUUGCAACAGUUUUAGCAUCUGCAGGACCGUUCAGUUUAGGUCAAAGGUUUCUGUCAUCAUCAAGGUUUGUACACAUCAGAGGCACGGUGUGAUUCUUAUGUUAAACUGAUGCUGUGCUUGAUGUUCAUUACUAUGUUGUGCACUUAUUAUUUAUCAUUUGAUUGUGCAGCAUUUGGCAGUAAAUGUUGACUGAUCUCAAAAA